Messenger RNA from Trametes versicolor FP-101664 SS1, 1827 nucleotides. RefSeq lists its product as uncharacterized. The coding region runs from base 647 to 1726 and encodes 359 amino acids. The record is from RefSeq and is a predicted model, not a curated record. The transcript has 9 exons. NCBI's taxonomy places the organism in Eukaryota, Fungi, Basidiomycota, Agaricomycetes, Polyporales, Polyporaceae.
GAACAUCUCGCUUAUCGCAUGAAACUUGCGCAGUCGACACGUUGGCUGACAAGAAACUGCUGUGCCCAUAAACCGCUGACAGUGAAAGUGUCUUGCCUCGCGACUCGCCGCUGACUCUAAACGUGCUUAUAUCUCCGCCUUCAGGCAAAUUUGUAUCGCGGAUACCACCUUGCGGUCAUUACCAUUUUCUCAGCGAUUUCUUGAUGUCUCUCUGAGAUUGUGCGCGGUUGCUCGAAGCCCAGAAACUAUGCAAUGCGACACCGCAUGGUGUACAGGAUCCAUAGGACUCGCCUUCAGCACCCCGGACCUUAAACUGCACAUGGCGUUUUGCGCAGUCCUCCGAGAACCACCUCCGUCGAACGGAGCGCCCAAGCUUCAAUAUGACCGCAGCCCCGACGCCGCCGUGUCGCCGAUGGGGACACGUCGAAAAUUCUUGGGAGCUCAGAUGAUAGGCCGAUGAUGUCACUUGCGGUGCACUGCGGGACUCCUUCGAAGUUCGACCACCCGACUGAACGGGCCACAGCAUCGACACCACUAGAGUCAGUCCGGCGCGAGUGCAUCAUUUCUCCGGCUCGCGGCUUCGAGCCAUAUAUGUACCGUCGGCCCUCCCUUUUGAGCGCACCUACUUCUGUUAGCAACUCCCACCAUGGCCUACAACUACUACCAAUCAUCCGUGCCCGGCUGGGGCACCUCACAGUUCCAGUUUGGCAGCCCUUGGGCACCGUCCUUCCAGCCACAACCAUCAUGGCGCGGCUUGGACUUCUACAACGCGCAUGCGUACAAUCCCGACCCGACUCUCUAUCACUCUGUGAUGGGCCGUGCGUCUCAAUUCUCAGCAAUGGGCAUCAGCCACGGACAUGCACGCCGAUGGCGCGACUCCGUCUAUAGUGGCAUGGUUCCACUUACUCAAUUACUCCCAACCGAUAUCGGUGCGGCGGCAGCGUACGAAAUGUACCGCACCUGGAAGCACAACAAUUACCUGUACGAACCUCUCAGCGCGGAUCGCGCGCAACAACGCGAAGGCCUGAUCGGGAUGGCCAUCGCCGAAGCAACUCGACUAUGGCAGUAUACAGGACGUCCGACAGACACGUAUGGCUUGAGGGCUGCGUGCGAGGCCGCCGCAGCCACAGCCUCCAUGCUUGCAGAUCGCCUCUUGGGCUCCAUCUACGGGGGAAUGCCCCAACGAGCGUCCCCUUACAUGGCAGGGGGUGGCCUCCCCCUCCCUGGCACCCCCGCGAGUCUCGGCGCCGGCAUGUCUCUCGGCGGCGCGUCACCCAUGCUAGGCGCGUCCCCGAUGAUGAGCUCCGGUAUGGCCUCGCCCUACGGCGUUGCUGCUUCGCUGCCCGGCUCGUACGGCGCGGGCGCCAUGGCACCCGCGGGCCAGACGAUCGUCGUCGACGUCGAACGGCCGCAUAGCCGGCACUCGCAUCGGCAUGGCCAUAGCCACGGGCAUGGGCACAGGCAUGGGCACCACCACGGACAUCACCAUCGACGCGCGCGGAGUGUUGAUGUUAUCCGUCCGGGUGGUGGAUAUGGAUAUGGCGGCUAUGAUGGAUACAGCGGAGGGUACGGCGGCGGAUACGGUGGAGGGUACGGUGGUGGGUACGGUGGGUAUGGCGCCGGCGGAUAUGGCACCGGCGGAUAUGGUGUGGGAGGGUUUGGAGGAGGAAUUCGUAGGGCCGUCCACAACAUCACAUCCGGUGGGUACGGCGGGCGAUACUAUUGAAGGGAUGUGAACGAUCAUCAGACUCUCCCGACAUCUAUAUUGUACUAAUGACUUCCUAUUUACCUUGUAUGUAUUGUACCUGUGCUACUAUCAGUGUAUGU